CUGGUCUGCUGACCACCUUUCUUCUGAUUUGCUUCCUCGGUGACUUAGUAGCUGUUUCUGAGUUGUAGUUGCUCAGAGCCUCACUCCUCUUCUCCAGUCAUGAGCCGCACAUGGAAAGCCCUUCUUCUGCUGAUGGCGUGUGCUUCUUCUCUUGGCUUCAACUUGGACACGGAGCAGCCGACGCGUUUCCACGUGGAUGGUGCUGGGUUUGGACACAGUGUGGCCCAGUACGAUGGCUCCUGGGUGGUGGUUGGAGCCCCAAAGGAAAUAAGGGCCACUAACCAAACAGGUGUUCUCUACAAAUGUGGCUAUGACACGGGGACAUGCCAGUCCAUCCAACUCCAGGUGCCACCAGAGGCCGUGAACAUAUCCCUGGGCCUGUCCCUCACUGCUGCCACCAACCCUGCCCAGCUGUUGGCCUGUGGUCCUACUGUGCACCAUAUAUGCAGAGAGAACGCAUACUUGACGGGGCUCUGCUUUCUAAUGAGAUCCUUCCUACAGAACAGGAAUAUCCUAACUACGCAGCAGGAGUGUCCAAGGCAAGAGCACGACAUCGUAUUCUUGAUUGAUGGCUCGGGUAGCAUCUCUUCCUCAAAUUUUAAAAAAAUGAUGAACUUUGUGAAAGCUGUGAUGAGCCAAUUCCAGAGACCCAGCACACAGUUCUCCCUGAUGCAGUUCUCUGAUAAAUUCUGGACACAUUUUACUUUCAACACAUUCAUGGCCGCUUCAAGCCCUUUACACCUGUUGGAGUCUGUAACACAGCUUGGAGGAUACACACACACAGCCACUGCUAUCAGCCGUGUCAUAACAGAACUGUUCACGGCCCAAAGUGGAGCUCGGAAAGAUGCCACCAAGGUCCUCAUUGUCAUAACUGAUGGGAUGAAACAAGGUGAUGACAAGAAUUAUAAUGUUGUCAUCCCCAUGGCAGAGGCUGCAGGCAUCACCCGUUAUGCAAUCGGGGUAGGAAGUGCCUUUUCCUACACAUAUUCCAAACAAGAAUUAAACGACAUUGCAUCGAUGCCUUCCCAAGAGUAUGUUUUCAAUGUGGAGAACUUUGAUGCUUUGAAGGAUAUUCAGAACCAGCUGAAGGAGAAGAUCUUCGCCAUUGAGGGUACAGAGACAGCCAGCAGCAGUUCUUUUGAAUUGGAGAUGUCCCAGGAGGGCUUCAGUGCCGUGUUUACGCCUGAUGGACCAGUUCUAGGGGCUGUUGGAAGCUUCAGCUGGUCUGGAGGUGCCUUCUUACACUCCCCAAAUACAAAGCCCACCUUCAUCAACAUGUCUCAGGACAAUGUGGACAUGAGGGACUCUUACCUGGGUUACUCCAUCGCACUGGCCUUUUGGAAGGGGGUCCACAGCCUGGUCCUGGGGGCCCCUCGCUACCAGCACACGGGGAAGGUUGUCAUCUUUACCCAGGAAUCCAGACAGUGGAGGCCCAGGACUGAAGUCAGAGGGACACAGAUCGGCUCCUACUUUGGGGCGUCCCUCUGUUCUGUGGACAUGGAUGGAGAUGGCAGCACUGACCUGGUCCUGAUCGGUGCCCCCCAUUACUACGGGCAGACCCGAGGGGGGCAGGUGUCCGUGUGCCCCAUGCCCACUGGGAGGGGCAAGUGGCAGUGUAAGGCCACUCUCCACGGGGAGCAGGGCCAUCCCUGGGGCUGCUUUGGGGCAGCCCUGACGGUGCUAGGGGACGUGAAUGGGGACAGUCUGGUGGAUGUGGCCGUCGGUGCCCCUGGAGAGGAGGAUAACAGAGGUGCUGUCUACAUAUUUCAUGGAGCCUCAAAACUGGACAUCACUCCCUCGCCCAGCCAGAGGAUUUCAGGAUCCCAGCUCUCCGGACUCCAAUAUUUUGGACAGUCCUUGAGUGGGGGUCAGGACCUCACCCAGGAUGGACUGGUGGACCUGGCCGUGGGGUCCAAGGGACAUGUGCUGCUGCUCAGGACCAGGCCGAUUCUUAGAGUGACAUCCACUCUAGGCUUCAAACUUACAGAAAUCCCCAGGUCUGUAUUUGAGUGUCGGGAACAGGCGACCCCUGUACAGACACUGGGUGACGCCAAUGUCUGCCUCCAUAUUUAUGAAAGUCCCAAGACCCAACUAGGCGACCUCCAAAGCUCUGUCACCUUUCACCUGACUCUAGACCAUGCUCGCAUGAGUCCCCGUGCCAUCUUCAAGGAGACAACGGCCCGGACUCUGACCCGAGAGAAAACCCUUGGUCUGACCCGGCACUGUGAAACUGUGACGUUGCUUCUCCCGGCCUGUGUGGAAGACCCAGUGACCCCUGUCACUUUGCGUCUCAACUUCUCUCUUGUUGGCCUGCCCAUCCCUACCUUACGAAACCUCCAACCCGUGCUGGCUGUAGAUGAACAAACCUACCUCACGGCCUCUCUUCCCUUUGAAAAGAACUGUGGAGCUGACCACAUCUGCCAGGACGACCUCGGAAUCAUCUUUGGCUUCUCAGGCUUGAAGACCCUGGUGGUGGGAAGUGACCUGGAGCUGAAUGUGAAUGUGAUGGUGGCUAAUGAUGGGGAAGAUUCCUAUGGGACCACUGUCACUUUGUCCUACCCAGUGGGUUUGUCCUUUACACGAGUUGCAGAUGCCCACCUAUCCCCUCGAGGGAAGGAAGAGAACCAGCGGCAGCGAUACUCCCUGCACCUCACGUGUGACAGCACCCCGAGCCGGAGUCAGGACCUCUGGAACACCAGUUGCAGCAGCAGCCAUAUCAUUUUCCGAGGAGGUGCUCAGAUGACUUUCUUGGUAACUUUUCAUGUCUCCCCCAAAGCUGUGCUGGGGGAUCAGCUGCUUCUAAGAGCCACAGUGAGCAGUGAGAACGGCGCACCCAAGAGCCAUAAGACCACAUUCCAGUUGGGGCUCCCAGUAAAGUAUGCUGUGUAUACCAUCAUCAGCAGCCACAACCAAUUCACCAAGUAUCUCAACUUCUCAGCCCCAGAAAAGGAGAAGGGCAGCGUGGUCGAACACAGAUACCAGGUGAAUAAUCUGGGACAGAGAGACGUGCCAGUCAGUGUCAACUUUUGGGUGCCUGUGGAGCUGAAGGGAGAAGCUGUGUGGACAGGGGUGGCCUUGCUCUCUCAGAACCUGCCCAUCCAGUGUUAUCAGAAUAGACUAGUGCCGACACCGCAAUCUGACCUCCUGACUCACAUGCAGAGGAGCCCCGUGCUGGACUGCUCCAUUGCCGACUGCCUGCACUUCCGCUGUGACAUCCUCUCCUUGGGUGUUCAGGACCAGCUGGACUUCACUCUGAAGGGCAACCUCAGCUUUGGCUGGGUCACUCAGACAUUGCAGAAAAAGGUGCUGCUCCUGAGUGUGGCUGAAAUCACAUUCAACACAGCCGUGUAUUCCCAGCUGCCAGGACAGGAGGCAUUUCUGAGAGCCCAGGUGAAGACGGUGCUGGAGAAGUAUGAAGUUCACAACCUGGUCCCUCUCAUUGUGGGCAGCUCAGUGGGAGGCCUGCUGCUGCUGGCCCUCAUCACAGCAGCGCUGUACAAGGCUGGCUUCUUCAAGCGUCAGUACAAGGAAAUGAUGGAAGAAGCGAAUGGACAGUUUGCCUCAGAAAAUGGGACAUCAGACCCCCAAGUGGCCCAGUGAGAAGUUACCUCCUCGUCUUCUCUGAACCUGUCCCCCUGACAAAUUUCCCAGAUCUUGUACUCUCCCUUAAGUCAGGACCAAUGGUAAAGAAGCAUUCUGUGCUAGGAAUGCUGGGACCAGGCCAGCUUUGCUCUUUGUGUCUUGUCAGAACUUUGCCUGAAACCUCAGAUGACAGGUCUCUGCUGUGACCCAGAGAACUUGACUAGGAAUUUCUUCCCAGGAAUACACGGGCAGCUCAGUGGCCCCUUGCUUGGUUGGCCACUAAUGAGCUUUUCUGUGAUGAAGAACGGAAGUGUUCACUUGUCCUUGUCUAUUUCGUCCUGUCUACUUUCAGGAUGUUAGAACCGAGUUCUAUCUCAGGAGGCGAGCUUCAGAGAGCCUGGGAUGCUCUGUGCUUUCACCUUAUCCGCAUUUCUAGUGUGUAGCUUCUCUCUGAGACUCUUAAUCUCAGCUUUCUCAAACUGAAUUGGCAAGGAAACAUCUGUGCGAUGUAAUUAAUGGAGCUGGAUUCUGGCAUCAGUGUUGCUGGCUGGGAAGAACAGUGUCCGGUUGUCUUAGGAGGGACGUUGCUCCAGUGCAGCUCAAGGUCAAGAAAGGCCCGUGUCACUUUGAUGUGUGACUUUUUCUGGGAAGACAUAAGCAAACAUCUGUUUACCCAAGAUACAGAACUGAUAGAAGACCAAAGGAAUACUCCACCCAAGUCUUAUCUAUUGAACAAAUGAGGGAGCUUGUAGCUCAGUUCCAGCUUGUUUUUUCCAUAUCUUACAGCCAACAUGUGGCAGCUUCAGCAGCAGAAACUUACUGUCUAGUUCUAACCAACAGCAGAAGGUACAGAUUUCAUGGCUUUGAGGGCAUCAGAGGCCUCUUUGGCUAAUAACUCAUAGGGUAGUAGCCCAUCUUGUGGCUCCUGGAAAUGCCUUUUCCCACAAGUGCAUUGUACCUUCAUUCAGACUCUUUAACUGGUUUCACUGUUCUUUCAGAUGCUUUUCUAAGUCUAUGGGCAUUUGAGGGAGAGCAUUAUAUAAUAAAGCAAUUUCCUCAUUUUCCCCA
This is a messenger RNA of Meriones unguiculatus (Mongolian gerbil), 4650 nucleotides long. It is a transcript of the gene Itgax, whose product is annotated as integrin subunit alpha X. Gene Ontology annotation, cellular component: integrin complex; external side of plasma membrane. The transcript is spliced from 30 exons. Gene Ontology annotation, molecular function: integrin binding. NCBI's taxonomy places the organism in Eukaryota, Metazoa, Chordata, Mammalia, Rodentia, Muridae. The coding region runs from base 100 to 3600 and encodes 1166 amino acids. Gene Ontology annotation, biological process: cell-cell adhesion; integrin-mediated signaling pathway; cell adhesion mediated by integrin. The record is from RefSeq and is a predicted model, not a curated record.